Cicer arietinum (chickpea) is the source of this 1458-nucleotide messenger RNA. NCBI's taxonomy places the organism in Eukaryota, Viridiplantae, Streptophyta, Magnoliopsida, Fabales, Fabaceae. The record is from RefSeq and is a predicted model, not a curated record.
GUCCUAUAUAGCACAAACACUUCAGAUCGAAGACGAAUCUAGUGUCCAGCACGUAUCAGUGCCACUGUCAUACACCAACACUACAUCGGCACACUCUCAUUUUCUUAAAUUAUUAGCGGUGUAUAUGUCUCAAUGAAGUUUUCUGUUUGGUGUCUAUAUUGUGUCAGUGCUUUGUAGUCGUUGUCUAGCUUAUCCAUCUAAUUAACUUUUCUGUUUGGAUCCUCUAGUGGUUUUCUCCUCACAUGACCAAACCAAACAUAGACAAGGUUUUGAUUGUAAGGAUCAUAUGAUUGAAGAUUAGGAUAUGUUGCUUUAAGUCUUUUGGUGGUUAUAACAUAUGAAGUGAAGUCUUUAGUAAUGUCUUAACAUACAAACAAUGGGGUCUCAAGUUGUUGGUGAUAAUAACGAAAUGCAUUCGCAACUCCAGCCAUUGGCACGGCAAAACUCAAUGUACAAUCUUACACUCGAUGAAGUUCAGAGUCAAUUAGGCGACUUAGGAAAGCCGCUAAGUAGUAUGAACCUUGAUGAACUUCUGAAAAACGUAUGGACUGUCGAGGCAAACCAAUCCAUUCAUAUGGACAAUGAGAAUGCAGCUCAAGCUGGUCAACUUGCUUUGCAGCGUCAACCUAAUCUGUCGAUAACCGGUCCAUUAAGCAAGAAAACAGUUGAUGAGGUAUGGAGAGAUAUCCAAAUGAGCAAAGAUACAAAUGAGACGAGGUCUCAAGAGAGGCAAUCUACUUUGGGAGAGAUGACAUUAGAGGACUUUUUGGUGAAAGCCGGCGUUGUUUCGAUUGCAUCUUCUAAUAGAAAGAAUACUACUACUGAUCCUAAUGUUGGUGUUACUGUCGAUCCAAAUGUAGCGUUACCGCAAUUUGCUCCGCAUGGUCCGUGGAUGCAGUAUGCGCAACCACAUUAUCAGCAUCCACAACAAAGUGUGAUGGGGAUGUAUGUUUCGGGCCAGAAUAUCCCACAGCCAUUGCACAUGGCGGCUGCUGGUGCUCCAUUGGAUGUUGCAUUUGGAGAUGGUCAGGUGGCAUUGGCUUCACCGGUGAUGGGAAACUUAUCCGAUUCAAAGAAAUCUGCGAGGAAACGGGGCUUACCGGAGGACAUGGCAGAGAAGACCGUUGAGAGGAAGCAGAAGAGGAUGAUCAAGAAUCGGGAAUCGGCUGCACGUUCGAGAGCAAGGAAACAGGCAUACACAACUGAAUUGGAGAUCAAAGUCUCGCGUCUGGAAGAGGAAAAUGAAAAGCUGAGGAAAGAGAAGGAGCUUUACAACAUGUUAGCCAAUGCUCCACCUCCCGAACCAAAAUGUCAGCUUCGCCGCGUAUCAUCGGCUUCAUUCUGAGAUAUGUAUCUAUAUAUAGGGAGGUUUGUAGAUAUGAGCAUCAAUGAUAUGGUCCUUUUAGUUUAUUAUGAGUUGAAAAAACUACCUUAGCUAUUUGAUGCAUUUGCAUUCAA